This is a messenger RNA of Vigna umbellata (rice bean), 1433 nucleotides long. RefSeq lists its product as uncharacterized. The record is from RefSeq and is a predicted model, not a curated record. Gene Ontology annotation, biological process: protein ubiquitination. Lineage: Eukaryota; Viridiplantae; Streptophyta; Magnoliopsida; Fabales; Fabaceae. Gene Ontology annotation, cellular component: membrane. Gene Ontology annotation, molecular function: zinc ion binding; ubiquitin-protein transferase activity.
UUGGGAAUAUUAAAAAAUGACAAGAGAGAAAGCUAAGAGCAUGAGCAACGCCCCCUUCCCUGUAUAUUCGGCCAACGCCAUUUAACACACGCACACACUCUCUCUCUCUUCCCCCUUUCUCGCUCAACCCUCUCUCUCUCUUUCUUACAAAUUCUCCUUUUUCUCCGGCGAGUCUCAGAUACCCUCAUUUACUCGGGAUCCGCCGAUUCACUUCGCGAUCCCGGGGUUUUUCUCAAACCCGUUCCGCUUCCCCUUUCUCUCCUUUUUUUUGUUUUGAUUUUUCUUUUUAUUUUGAUUAAAAAAAUAAAAAAAAGAUCAAUGAGCGAUCAUCUGGUGCUGUUAGUGGACCGCCUGGUGCGGCCCGUGCCAGUGGUGGAGCCGCUGGCCCAGCACCCGGUCCAGCCCGCUCCCGAGCCCUCAACCCCCAUGGAUGAAGCUGCGGCGGGACCCUCCGGCUCCGCUUCGGCGGCCGAGGACGACAGCUUCGACGAGAACGCGCUGCUGUUGCCCUUGGCGGAGUGUCGCAUUUGCCAAGAGGAGGAUAGCGUCAACAAUUUAGAAACUCCUUGCUCCUGCAGCGGUAGUCUUAAGUAUGCUCAUAGAAAGUGCGUCCAGCAUUGGUGUAAUGAGAAAGGUGAUAUAAUUUGUGAGAUUUGUCACAAGUCGUAUGAACCUGGUUAUACUGCCCCGCCACCUCGUCUUCAACCUGAAGAAACUACCAUUGAUAUAGGUGGAGGCUGGACAAUCUCUGGCAUGCCAUUGGAUUUGCGUGACCCCCGACUCUUGGCAAUUGCCGAGGCAGAACGUCAAUUCUUGGAAGCUGAAUAUGAUGGAUAUGCUGCUUCAAACGCCAAUGGAGCUGCAUUUUGUCGUUCAGUUGCUCUAAUUUUAAUGGCCCUUUUACUUUUGAGGCAUGCACUUUCUGUCACGGAUGCUGAUGCUGAAGAUGAUCCAUCUACUUUUUUCUCUCUUUUCUUGCUUCGAGCUGCUGGUUUUCUUUUACCUUGCUAUAUCAUGGCCUGGGCAAUCAGUAUUUUGCAACGCAGGCGACAAAGACAAGAGGCUGCAGCACUAGCAGCAACCCAAGUUGCUUUUGUUCUACAAUCUGAACAACGUAGGGGUCUGCAGUUUGCCAUAGCACAAGCACCAACAAUGAACACACACCAGUAACAAGUGUAGUUUGAAGGAAGUAUUUGUAUCACUGGCGUGUGUACCAUGGAAAGAAGGCUUUGUUGUUAUGCCAUGCAUUUUUACUCAUGAUUUUCUCAGCUCUAAUGUAUCUAUUCACUCUGACUUGAACAACUUUGAGAUGGUGCUUAAUAUUUUUGGAAGCAUAACAUUCGAAAAGAACAUCUCAAUUUGUUAUAUAUUGGAGUUCAAGUCUUUGAAAGUUGUAGCGAUGUUACUACUAGUAAAUUUUCCGUCUCACUCCA